This is a messenger RNA of Carlito syrichta (Philippine tarsier), 314 nucleotides long. It is a transcript of the gene S100A5, whose product is annotated as S100 calcium binding protein A5. Gene Ontology annotation, molecular function: transition metal ion binding; calcium ion binding. The record is from RefSeq and is a predicted model, not a curated record. The coding region runs from base 9 to 287 and encodes 92 amino acids. NCBI's taxonomy places the organism in Eukaryota, Metazoa, Chordata, Mammalia, Primates, Tarsiidae. The transcript is spliced from 2 exons. Gene Ontology annotation, cellular component: cytoplasm; nucleus.
ACAUCGUGAUGGAGACUCCUCUCGAGAAGGCGCUGACCACGAUGGUCACCACGUUUCACAAAUAUUCGGGGAGAGAGGGUAGCAAACUGACCCUGAGUAGGUGGGAACUAAAGGAGCUGAUCAAGAAGGAGCUGUGUCUUGGGGAGAUGAAGGAGAGCAGCAUUGAUGACCUGAUGAAGAGUCUGGACAAAAACAGCGACCAGGAGAUCGACUUCAAGGAGUACUCGGUGUUCCUGACCACGCUGUGCAUGGCCUACAAUGACUUCUUCCUAGAGGACAGCAAGUGACGGGGGCUCCCCUUUGCCCUCAUCCUC